AUUUGAAACACUUCGAUACGCAGCAACCAUACAUACAUAUGUACGUAUUCAUAGAUGUCAAUUUCCCGAGCCAAAUUUUUGUGACAACAAUCGACUAGAACGAAGUUUAUAAUCCACCGCCCAAGCUAGAAUGCCGGAAACGAAACCAAAGACGCACUGCCGCCCCAGCAAUGGCCUCGACCAGACGGUGGAGUCCGACACCCGUCUGGCUGCCAAUCUGGUCACCCAAAGGAACCUCCAAUUGCACCCACGCCCACAGCACCCACGCCCACAGCGAGCUCGUCGAGAUGCCACCGGCUUUACGUCCAACCAGGAGGUGCGGCUAAAAGCCGGCGACAUGCGCAUGGCCCGGCUGAAGAUCAGUCUCUCCCAGCUGCGCACCGCAAUGGAGGAGUCGGGCAAACAGCUGAAGGACCUCUGCCAGCAGGUGCGGCUGAAUGUGGAUGCUGAGUGAAGGGUCCUGCCUGAAGAAUUCCUUUGCAAAUGCAUAAUCAUUCGGUUUAGGUGGUGCCAAAUUUAAGUGUUUACGAUAAAAUAAAGAUAAUAAGAAAAAUGUCAUACAUAAUACAUAAUGUACAUAAUGUCAUUUGGAUGUAAAUUUUCUUCCUCUUUUAACGAAUGUGUUUUUUGUUGGGGGUCACUUUAAUUUAUAAAGAAACUUUUAGCAACAUUAUUUAUAACAAAUCAUAGGAUUGUAAAACUUCUAAUGCUACCUUAAUAGGCAAUCAACUAGUCCAUACAAAAUAUAUGUACAUAUACAUACUAAAUACGCAUAUUUGUGAAAUCACCAAUGACCGAAUUAUGACAAUCAAAAUACUAACGAAUUUAAUUCCGUUUCUCUUUGCAGGCUGCAUGGAUCCCAUGUCAAAUUCAUUUAUGAGUUUUAGCACUGCAACAGACGAAGCUCAUUCGAAGCCCACCAAAAA
Drosophila simulans is the source of this 926-nucleotide messenger RNA. RefSeq lists its product as uncharacterized. Bases 131 to 454 code for a protein of 107 amino acids. NCBI's taxonomy places the organism in Eukaryota, Metazoa, Arthropoda, Insecta, Diptera, Drosophilidae. The record is from RefSeq and is a predicted model, not a curated record. The transcript has a single exon.